AUGACAAUGAUGAGCGUUCUUGCGAACGCGCUUCGCACCAUUGCGAGCGCGGAGCGCCGUGGCAAGCGCCAGGUGCUCAUCCGCCCCUCCUCCAAGGUGGUGGUGAAGUUCCUGCAGGUGAUGCAGAAGCACGGCUACAUUGGCGAGUUCGAGAUCAUCGACGACCAUCGCGCUGGCAAGAUCGUCGUGAACCUGAAUGGCCGCCUGAACAAGUGCGGCGCCAUCUGCCCGCGCUUCGACUGCGCCACCACGGACUACGAGAAGUGGAUGAAGAACAUCCUGCCCUCCCGUCAGUUCGGCUUUGUCGUGCUGACAACCUCGCUCGGCAUCAUGGACCACGAGGAGGCCCGCUCCCGCAACACUGGUGGUAAGGUGCUCGGCUUCUUCUAUUAG
Messenger RNA from Leishmania braziliensis MHOM/BR/75/M2904, 393 nucleotides. Its product is annotated as 40S ribosomal protein S15a. Gene Ontology annotation, molecular function: structural constituent of ribosome. NCBI's taxonomy places the organism in Eukaryota, Euglenozoa, Kinetoplastea, Trypanosomatida, Trypanosomatidae. Gene Ontology annotation, cellular component: ribosome; cytosolic small ribosomal subunit. The coding region runs from base 1 to 393 and encodes 130 amino acids. The transcript has a single exon. The record is from RefSeq and is a predicted model, not a curated record. Gene Ontology annotation, biological process: translation.